Molecule: messenger RNA, 669 nt
Organism: Parathielavia appendiculata
Lineage: Eukaryota; Fungi; Ascomycota; Sordariomycetes; Sordariales; Chaetomiaceae
Exons: 2
Coding region: 138-476 (112 amino acids)
Source: RefSeq, a predicted model, not a curated record
GCGAUUCCGUCGUUUAUAAAUCACAGCUGUGGCUCUGGCCCCGUCCUACUCAGUGCAGCACAGCACACCAAAGAGGUUUUGAUGUUGGGAUGAGCCGCUGUUUUCGUCUCCCGUCUAUUAUCUAAACCCGAUGAACCAUGGCAACUAGCAAGUUCCUGAAACUGCAUCCCCGCCGUCCGGGUGCUCGGUUGGCGGUGCAGUCAAUGCAGUCAAGCACUCGAACCUGCCUCUGUCUACAUUCCAGACUUCAACUCCGCAACCUCCCUCCGUGCUCCCCAGCGGCAUACGACCCCUAUGUACAACCACGCCCUGGACGAUAUGGCCGGCCCUGGUGGUGCUCUGGGGAGUUUGUAGGAUGUUCAUCCAGCAGCAUCAUGACCGCACGGAUAAGAGCAUCUCGCCGCCGCCACAACAUGCACGAUGUGUGGAUAUCGGAGGGAACUGGUCCGCAGAUUUGGAUCACAUUUCGUUUCUGACUUAGCUUGGAUGGACGCUCUCGCCUUUCCGAUCCAGGAUUGGCCAAAUGACUAUCUUCUCCUGUGUAAGAUGUCAGGACUUUUGCGCAUGAGUUAUCGACCGAGGAAAGACACCCCGCCUCUCACCAACCAUCCCUUGCACACCCAGAGAUCAUGCCAGGCAAUCCAGGUGUCUUGAAUCCAGGUUCCUCGG